UGUCCCCUUUUCUCUUAAGUUUAUUAAUAUAAGAACUCGCUACCUGUCAUUAAAAUUUGCCCCGCAAAAUCCGAUGUCUGAUUACAAUACUCUGCGUCAUCAAGCAUUCCGAAAGCUCUAAUAUAUACUCAAUUAAACCAUUUACUAUCCGUUCAUCAAUUAACCUUACGAUCACCCACAAAAAAUCAAUCAGUAUAAAGGACGUUGCUUUUUAUACCCGCGUUCAGUACCCGACCAGCAUCCAACAUUCGUGGGCGUCGUACUGUGACAGGGUUCCAAGAUGCUCACUAUCAGUUUACUUUUAGUACUUUGUGUGUUUAACGUAAACGCUGCUGUGCAGAAUGUGACCUGUCCCGCUGUGAGCACUAGAGAGUUGGAUUUGAAAGAACUAGACGGAAAAUGGUACCUAGCAGGCGCGGCAACCGACUUACCUCUGGAAGGAGACUGCGCGAUGGUAGUGUUUAACCACAAAACUGACAACACCACAGAUGUCUCCAUCAGCUGGAUCAACAACGACACUAUCAGCUUCUACAAUGGCUCGGUAGCUUUGAUGAUGGACCCCAAUAGCAGUACUGGUGAUGUGCUGCAGAUAACUUAUACAGAUAAGCAAAGCCAGCUGUACUACUUCCUCGAUGUAAACUAUGAUCACUAUGCGGUGGUGUUUUCGUGUUUGGACAGUAAUGAUGGCAGCAACAGCAGCACAUAUGAACUCUGGAAGCUCAGCAGAAGCCCGCACCUCAAAGACCAGGACGCCGAUAAGAUCAGCAAGGCAAUAAUAAAUUACAACCUGCAAGACACCCAGUUCGUCAAUUUCAACGCCACAGAAGAUACUUGCAGCGGAGGCAGCGACAUGCAUCCCUCCAUAGUUAUUACGUCGGCUGCCACACUUGCACUAUUUAGAAGAUUUUAUUAAGUUUAUUUUUGUUUAAAAGUCACACUAACACGUCGCCAAAAACCCGCUCCCAUACAAUUUAAGUUAUGCUCUGAUUUUUAAGCGACAUGCUUUAAUGUCAUGAAACGUGGUAUGAAGAUUUACGUAACAUAUUCGUUGCUAGAUAUUAUAACACAAAUAAAUUAGAGCGAGUAGAAAUUUUGUUU
Messenger RNA from Cydia pomonella (codling moth), 1098 nucleotides. RefSeq names its product lazarillo protein-like. The coding region runs from base 281 to 913 and encodes 210 amino acids. The transcript has 4 exons. Lineage: Eukaryota; Metazoa; Arthropoda; Insecta; Lepidoptera; Tortricidae. The record is from RefSeq and is a predicted model, not a curated record.